AUGUCGUCUUGGCUUGGGGGCCUCGGCUCCGGCUUGGGGCAGUCCCUGGGUCAAGUCGGGGGCAGCCUGGCUUCCCUCACCGGCCAGAUUUCAAACUUUACGAAGGAUAUGCUGAUGGAGGGCACGGAGGAAGUGGAAGCAGAAUUACCUAAUGCUAGGAGAAGGGAAGUUGAAGCCAUUCAUACAAUCUUAAGAUCAGAGAAUGAGAGACUCAAAAAACUUUGUACUGAUCUGGAAGAGAAGCAUGAAGCAUCAGAGCUUCAAAUAAAGCAGCAAUCUAUGAAUUAUCGAAAUCAACUGCAACAGAAAGAGGUAGAAAUCAGCCAUCUUAAAGCAAGACAGAUUGCACUGCAGGAUCAGUUGCUGAAGCUGCAGUCAGCUGCUCAGUCAAUGAAUUCAGGAGCUGGUGGUGUACCAGCAACCACUGCAUCUUCUUCAUUUGGUUAUGGUUUAAGUCAUCAUGCUUCAGCUUUCCACGACGACGACAUGGAUUUUGGUGACAUAAUUUCAUCACAACGAGAAAUAAACAGAUUGUCAAAUGAAGUUUCAAGACUUGAGUCUGAAGUUAGCCAUUGGAGGCAUAUUGCUCAGACUUCUAAAGUACAAGGAUCAGAUAGCUCGGAUCAAAGUGAAAUCUGCAAACUACAAAAUAUCAUUAAGGAACUUAAACAGAACCGGAGUCAGGAAAUUGAUAACCAUCAACAUGAAAUGUCAGUAUUGCAGAAUAGGCAUCAACAGAAACUGACAGAAAUAACUCGUCGGCACCACGAAGAAUUAAGUGAUUAUGAAGAACGGAUUGAAGAACUGGAAAAUCUGUUACAAGGUGGCUCAGGAACUGCAAUAACUGAUCACUCUAAAAUCCAUGAGAUGCAAAAGGCUAUUCAAGUUCUACAAGCUGAAAAAGUAGAAUCUACAAAAAAAAUGGAAGAACUUGAGGAUAAAAUAAAAGAUGUAAAUAAAAAAUUAUCUUCUGCAGAAAAUGACAGAGAUGUUUUCAAGAAGGAACAAGAGCGACUAAGUGUGGAAAACAGACAGAUACUUGAAGAAUGUGAAAGCUUGAAACAGGAGUGUGGUAAACUGCAGCCUCCUGCCACAGAGCAGAGUGACACUGUGACAGAGAAAGAAAGAAUCCUCCCCCAGAGUUUAUCAGCAGAAGUGUUCAGACUGCAGCAAGCGCUGUCUGAUGCUGAAAAUGAAAUAAAGAGACUGAGUAAUUUAAACCAGGAUAACAAUCUCGCUGAAGACAAUCUGAAACUUCAAAUGCAUGUCCAAGUUUUAGAAAAAGAGAAUUCAUUACUAAAUGAAGAAAAGGAAGAACUUCAAAUAUCACUUUCAAAAUUGAACAAUGAAUAUGAAGUAAUUAAAAGUACAGCUGCAAGAGACAUGGAUUUGGAUUCGGAAUUAUGUGAUUUAAGACACAAUUUGGCGGCAAAGGAACAAGAACUCAAUCAGAGCAUUACUGAAAAGGAAAUACUAGUAGCUGAGUUAGAAGAAUUGGAUAAACAGAACCAAGAGGCUACAAAGCACAUGAUUUUGAUCAAAGAUCAGCUAUCAAAACAACAAAAUGAGGGAGAUAAUGUCAUUAGUAAACUGAAGAAAGAUCUAAAUGAUGAAAAAAAGAGAGUUCAUCAACUUGAAAAUGAUAAAAUGAACAUUACUAAAGAGUUAGACAUACAGAAAGAAAAGUUAAUGCAAAGUGAACUGGUACUAAAUGAUUUACAUUUAACCAAACGGAAGCUUGAGGAUAAAGUAGACGAUUUAGUAGAUCAGCUAAAUGAAUCACACACAAAAAAUUUAAACAUCCAAAAGGAGAACUUUGAACUUCAAGAACACGUUAAACGAAAGGAGGAGGAGCUUUCUAGAGUCAAGGAUGAGGUAAUGCAGUCUCUUAGUCAAGACUCUAACAGUAAUUUUAAGGAUGACUUACUUAAAGAAAGGGAAGCUGAAGUCAGAAACUUAAAGCAAAAUCUUUCAGAAAUAGAACAACUCAAUGAAAGUUUAAAGACAGUUGCUUUUGAUCUCAAAAUGGAAAAUGAAAAGUUGAAUUUAGCAUGUGAAAACGUAAGGCAUCAGUUGGAAGAAUCUAUUGCUAGUAACAAUCAAAUUUCUCUGGAAAAAAACACUAUUGUAGAGGCUCUAAAAAUUGAGAAAGAACAGUUAGAAGCAGAAUUAUGUCGGGCUGAAAAGAGGCUGAUGGAAGAAGCAAACAAGUAUGAGCAAACCAUCAAAGAGCUGUCCAGUGGAUGUAAUUUGAGCACCUCUGCUUUACAACUGGACCAUGAGCAUUUAAUUAAACUCAGUCAAGAGAAGGACUUUGAAAUAGCAGAACUCAAAAAGAAUAUCGUGCAGGUGGAUACUGAUCAUAAGGAAACUAAGAACAUUUUGUCAUCUAAUUUAGAAGAGCAGAAGCAAUUGACUCAACUUGUAAAUGAGAAAGAAAUUGUUAUUGAAAAACUUAAAGAAAGAAGUUCAGAGCUUCAGGAGGAAUUAGAUAAAUGUACUCAGGCCCUAAGAAAAAGUGAAAUUUUAAGGCAAACCAUAGAGGAGAAAGACAGAAGUCUCGGAUCCAUGAAAGAAGAAAACAGUCAUCUGAAAGAAGAGUUGGAACGACUCAGGGAACAGCAGAGUCGCGCCGCACCUGUGGCUGAGCCCAAAACCCUUGAUGGUGUUACAGAGCUAGAAUCUGAAGUAAAUCAGCUGAAUAUAAUAAAGGAUAAUCUUGAAGAGGAAAUAAAACACCAUCAAAAGAUAAUUGAAGAUCAAAACCAGAGUCAGAUACAACUGCUUCAGUCUUUACAGGAGCAGAAGAAGGAAAUGGAUGAGUUUCGAUACCAGCAUGAGCAAGUGAACGCCACACACACCCAGCUCUUUUUUGAGAAAGAUGAGGAAAUUAAGAAUUUGCAAAAAACAAUUAAACAAAUCAAAACCCAGUUGCAUGAAGAAAGACAGGACGUUCAAACAGAGAAUUCUGAUAUUUUUCAAGAAACAAAAGUUCGGGGCCUUAAUAUAGAAAAUGGAAGUGAAAAGCAUGAUUUAUCUAAAGCUGAAACUGAAAGAUUAGUAAGAGGAAUAAAAGAACGAGAAUUGGAGAUUAAACUUCUAAAUGAAAAGAAUAUAUCUCUAACUAAACAGAUUGAUCAGCUGUCCAAAGAUGAGGUUGGUAAACUAACUCAGAUUAUCCAGCAGAAAGAUUUGGAGAUACAAGCUCUUCAUGCCAGAAUUUCUUCAGCUUCCUACCCACAGGAUGUGGUUUACCUUCAGCAGCAGCUGCAGGCCUACGCUAUGGAACGAGAACAGGUACUAGCUGUUUUGAGUGAGAAGACUAGGGAAAACAGCCAUCUAAAAACAGAAUAUCACAAGAUGAUGGAUAUAGUUGCUGCAAAAGAAGCAGCUCUCAAUAAGCUGCAAGAUGAAAAUAAAAAAUUGUCCACGAGAUUUGAAAGUAGUGGCCAAGAUAUGUAUAGAGAAACUGUUCAGAACUUAUCCCGUAUCAUCCGAGAAAAAGACAUUGAAAUAGAUGCAUUGAGUCAGAAAUGUCAGACCUUACUGACAGUUUUACAGACAUCUAACACUGGAAAUGAGGUUGGAAGUGUUAAUAGUAAUCAGUUUGAGGAGCUUCUGCAGGAACGUGAUAAGUUAAAACAGCAGGUAAAGAAAAUGGAAGAGUGGAAACAGCAGGUUAUGACUACAGUACAAAAUAUGCAGCACGAGUCAGCCCAGCUCCAGGAGGAGCUUCAUCAGCUUCAGGCACAAGUUUUGGUUGACAGUGACAACAGCUCGAAAUUACAAGUGGACUAUACUGGCCUGAUCCAAAGUUAUGAGCAGAACGAAACCAAACUCAAAAAUUUUGGGCAGGAAUUAGCACAAGUUCAGCAUAGCAUAGGGCAGCUUUGCAAUACCAAAGAUCUUCUUUUAGGAAAACUUGAUAUUAUUUCACCUCAGCUCUCUUCUGGAUCGUCGCUUACUUCCCAGUCAGCAGAUUCUCUUAGAACAGUUAAGUCUGAUGUAUUGAGUGAGUCUUCUAAACAAGAAAUAGAAGAGCUAAGAAAAUCACUGCAGGAAAAAGAUGCAACAAUUAGAACUCUUCAGGAAAAUAAUCACAGAUUGUCUGAUUCGAUUGCUGCUUCCUCAGAGCUAGAAAGAAAAGAACACGAACAAACUGAUUCAGAAAUUAAGCAGCUAAAGGAGAAACAAGAUACCUUACAAAAGUCACUUAAGGAAAAAGACCUCUUAAUCAAAGCCAAAAGUGAUCAGUUACUUUCUUUGAAUGAAAAUUUCACUAACAAGGUGAAUGAAAAUGAACUUUUGAGGCAGGCAGUAACAAACCUGAAGGAGAGAACAUUAAUUUUAGAAAUGGACAUUUGUAAAUUAAAAGGGGAAAAUGAAAAAAUAGUAGAAACAUCCAGGGGAAAAGAAACAGAAUAUCAAGCAUUACAGGAGACUAAUAUGAAGUUUUCUAUGAUGCUUCGAGAAAAAGAGUUUGAAUGCCAGUCAUUGAAGGAGAAGGCUCUGGCUCUUGAGCAACUACUGAAAGAAAAAGAGCAGGGCAAGACUGGGGAGUUAAAUCAGCUUUUAAAUGCAGUUAAGUCAAUGCAGGAGAAGACAGUUAUCUUUCAACAGGAGAGAGACCAGGUCAUGUUGGCCCUGAAACAGAAACAAAUGGAAAACACUGCUGUACAGAAUGAGGUUCAACAUUUACGUGACAAAGAAUUACGCUUAAACCAGGAGCUAGAGAGAUUGCGUAACCAUCUUUUGGAAUCAGAAGAUUCUUACACCCGUGAAGUUUUGGCUGCAGAAGAUAGAGAGGCUAAACUAAGAAAGAAAGUCACAGUAUUGGAGGAAAAGCUAGUUUCAUCCUCUAAUGCAAUGGAAAAUGCAAGCCAUCAAGCCAGUUUACAGGUAGAGUCAUUGCAGGAGCAGUUGAAUGUGGUAUCCAAGCAAAGAGAUGAAACUGCACUACAGCUUUCCAUGUCUCAGGAACAAGUAAAGCAGUAUGCUCUGUCACUCUCCAACCUGCAGAUGGUCCUGGAGCAUUUCCAGCAAGAGGAAAAAGCUAUGUAUUCUGCUGAACUAGAAAAACACAAACAGCUUGUUGCUAAAUGGAAGAAAAAGUCAGAAAAUCUGGAAGGAAAACUCGUGUCAUUACAGGAGCGUUUGGAUGAAGCAAAUGCUGCUUUGGAUUCAGCAUCAAGACUUACAGAACAGUUAGAUUUAAAGGAAGAACAAAUUGAAGAACUUAAAAAGCAAAAUGAACUCCGACAAGAAAUGCUGGAUGAUGUACAAAAGAAAUUGAUGAAUUUAGUAAAUAGCACAGAAGGAAAAGUGGACAAAGUCCUAAUGAGAAACCUCUUCAUUGGACACUUCCACACACCAAAAAAUCAGCGUCAUGAAGUGUUACGAUUGAUGGGAAGCAUCCUAGGUAUCAAAAAGGAGGAAAUAGAGCAGUUGUUGAAUGAAGAUCAGGGUGGUGUUACCAGGUGGAUGACUGGGUGGCUUAGAGGAGGAUCAAAAAGUGUUCCCAACACACCUUUGAGACCAAAUCAGCAAUCGCUGCUUAAUAGUUCUUUUUCAGAACUUUUUGUUAAAUUUCUAGAAACAGAAUCUCAUCCAUCUGUUCCACCACCCAAGCUUUCUGUUCAUGAUAUGAAACCUCUAGAUUCACCAGGAAGGAGAAAACUAGAUACAAGUGUACCAGAAAGUUUUAAAGAUACAACAGACUCCAGGUCUGGUAGAAGAACAGAUGUGAAUCCAUUCCUGGCCCCCCGCUCUGCGGCUGUGCCUCUCAUUAACCCAGCUGGACUUGGACCUGGUGGGCCUGGCCAUCUCCUUUUGAAACCCAUCGCAGAUGUGCUGCCCACAUUCACACCUUUGCCAGUGUUACCUGACAACAGUGCCGGAGUUGUGUUGAAAAACCUUUUAAAGCAAUAGAUGAUUCUCAAGCCAGAGACAACGUAUAUAGCACUUUAAAAAAACCAUGAACACUAUGUGUAUGUACUUUAUCACAAAGUGGCCUUUUGGAAAAAGUCAUGUAUUUGUUUGCAGUUGUACUUUAUCUAAAUUUAAUAAACAUAUUCUUAAUGCUUUUAGAAAUUGCAGGUGUUAAAGGAGAAAGUGUUUGCUAUAUCAUCUGCUUUUUUCCCCUGUCUGAUUUGACCUAACUUAAGCUAGAAACAUUCAAUCUUUUAAUUUACAAAAAUAAGAAAAAUAAAAAGAAACACAAAAAUA
Molecule: messenger RNA, 6225 nt
Organism: Hippopotamus amphibius kiboko
Lineage: Eukaryota; Metazoa; Chordata; Mammalia; Artiodactyla; Hippopotamidae
Gene: TRIP11
Product: thyroid hormone receptor interactor 11
Exons: 21
Coding region: 1-5928 (1975 amino acids)
Biological process (GO): Golgi organization; endoplasmic reticulum to Golgi vesicle-mediated transport
Cellular component (GO): Golgi apparatus
Molecular function (GO): small GTPase binding
Source: RefSeq, a predicted model, not a curated record